Messenger RNA from Hyalella azteca, 8523 nucleotides. RefSeq lists its product as uncharacterized. The coding region runs from base 77 to 1411 and encodes 444 amino acids. Lineage: Eukaryota; Metazoa; Arthropoda; Malacostraca; Amphipoda; Hyalellidae. The record is from RefSeq and is a predicted model, not a curated record. Gene Ontology annotation, biological process: regulation of translational initiation. Gene Ontology annotation, molecular function: translation activator activity. The transcript has 6 exons.
GGUCUUCCUUGCCUUUCUGGCAUUUAAAAAGUGAAGUUCAACAUAAGCUUCUGCUUCCAAUUUAUGAAUUUAAGCCAUGACUGAAUAUUGUGAUUCUUAUGGAAAGGUUUUAGAUGAAGAGACAGUGAGCAAUAAUACUCAAAGUUCUGCCAAAGAAACUGAUUGUGAAAAUGAAGUCAUUGCAAGGCCAUUUAUUGAAGAAAAUGGACUGAAUAGACCUGUAUCUCAGCGCAUAGUUGAUCUAGCUGAGGCAAUUUUAUCCCUUCAGUCUCCAGAUGACUUGGAUGUUCAUACACUAGCUGCUCAAAUAAGAUCCAUUAGUAAUGAGUUGGACUAUAAGUGGCUUUGCACCCAGAUCUGCAGUGCAGGUUCAAGCAACCGUAGAGCAGCAAGUGUAGUGGCUGCUGUGUGCAGAGAAACUGCAACUCAUGCUGUGGGAGCAACUAAAAUGAGAAGUCUCUUGUUCAGGACUGCCCAAAGCUUAUAUGAUGAACAUGACUUACUUUCCAAAACUGACCACAAAAAAUUUGUCACUGGGACAUUGUUCUUGGGAGAGCUUUUCUACUAUGUCAAGAGCGAAUCAGGGUCACCAUUUGCAGUUUUAGCCCAACCCCUAGUGAUGAUGCUUGAUAAAAUUCUCCAGAAAUAUUUAAUGCAGCCACAUACGCUCAAUCGACAUCAUUUACCAGCAUCACAACAUUCCUGUAAGAAGCAGAACAUUUCAUCACCUACGAGACUCCUUGAAAAACUUGAUAUUUCCCAUGAUUCUGAAAGUCAUGCAACAAAAAUGGAUAAUAUUACUAGAAAUGAAGAAUCAGUCAACCCUAGAAAGAAAGAUAAUAGUGUACACUACGAUCCACUAGCCAGCAAAAGCAAUUCUUGUACUGAAACCAAAGAUUGUGUGCCAAAAAAUGAAAGUGUUGUAAAUUCUACUGUGUCAAAUGAUGGAAAUGUUGUUAAUGAUCUAGAUGACAGAAAUGUGGUUACCUGUAAUGAACGAGAAAACUAUGAUGAAUUUGAUAUUAGAAAUCAUGAUGAUGAUCAUUUUAAUGAUGAUAAUAAUGAGGGCAGAGUAAAUGUAGACCAAGACAUAACACCUGACAUGCAUGAGAGUCCAGGUGUAGACGAGGAUGUCAGAAGCUUGGCAGAGCAGCUAGAUGAAGAUGUCAUGGUGGUUGCUAGGCAGUUGCUGCAGAAUGGCGAGUGGCUGCUGCGGUUGUGCCCUGAUGGCGUGGCACGUCUUGUGCAAGGCGUCACGGAGCUUCUGUGCCGCGCCUGCCUCUCCAGCACUGCCACCCUCCAGGUGGCCUCAGCGCUAGCGGAAAUGUGGCCGCUGCUCAGCCCGGCCGUCCACCCGCGCACCAGCCACGCCGUCCUGGCCGCUAAGAUGGGCCUCUCCCUCAACCUCUGAUGCAUGAUGUCCUCUGAUGCAUGAUGUCCUCUGAUGCAUGAUGAUGUCCUCUGGUGCAUCAUGUCCUCUGGUGCAUGAUGUCCUCUGAUGCAUCAUGUCCUCUGAUGCAUCAUGUUCUCUGAUGCAUCAUGUCCUCUGAUGCAUCAUGUCAUCUGAUGCAUCAUGUUCUCUGAUGCAUCAUGUCCUCUGGUGCAUCAUGUCCUCUGAUGCAUCAUGUUCUCUGAUGCAUCAUGUCAUCUGGUGCAUGAUGUCCUCUGAUGCAUCAUGUCCUCUGAUGCAUCAUGUCCUCUGAUGCAUCAUGUCCUCUGAUGCAUCAUGUUCUCUGAUGCAUCAUGUCCUCUGGUGCAUCAUGUUCUCUGAUGCAUCAUGUUCUCUGAUGCACAGUGAUGAUCUGUGAUGUUUGCUGAUGCAUGCCUAUUCUUUCUGCUAAUGCCCUCUGAUACUAACUGAUAGUUCAUGGUUACAAGCUAAUUAUCUCGCAAUUAUCUUUUAUCUUUUAACCUGAUACUCUACAGUUACAUGCUAAUUAUCUCAAACUCUGCACCAGACUGUCUUUCAUCUUCCAAUUCUUACUUAUGCUACAGUAAUUAAUUUUACUUUAUGAAAAUUGGCUCAAGCAACGGAACCAAAUUUUCUCUAGCCUUUGAUUUUUGAUUAUAUUAUCCAUAUGUGCAAUUUCACUUUUAUUAAUUCAAAAUUGAUAUUUUACACCGUACGAUUACAAAAUCGCUUUUGAUUGUUGUGGUGUCUAGAUAUUUCUACAGACUCUUCGAGUGCAAUACAACGCCUGAACUUGUUAUCUCAGAAGUGUAUCGCUAUUUUGUAUCUUGAAUGUCAAUCUGUACGUCUCAAAUUCCACUAGAUUUUACAUUUAUUUUAUAAAAAUCUCGUUUAGUAAAAUAACUUGUCAAUUUGAGUAUAUAGUUAGUGUACUCGAGUAUUAAAACUACCAUGAAUUGAAGGGACUCUUUAUGAAAAUAAAGUUAUUUCAUUCAAUAAUAGCGUAAGUUUUUGAUCGAGCAAUUUGUCGGCUGUUUUCUCUGGUCACUUCUUUGAAUUUGUAUAUACCGUAAGUUUUUAAUUUUGUUUGAGUCAUCAUGUGUUCUAUGUGCCUCGUAUAUUAUCGCCUAUACAAAUUGUUUAUCCUUGAAAAUUUGAGCAUUUCUACAUCUUUGUCUCUAGUUUGUUUGUUUUACUACAAACUUGCAAUCAACGGUCAUUAUUUUUCACAAACAUCUGAUGGUGUCUGAUCUGUCAUGGUGCAUCUGAUUUUUUAAAUAAUAAUUUUUUGUGUAUUCAAAAGUAUUGAUUCGUUUUAAACACUAUGGUAUUUCGUGGAAGUAAUUUUAAUAAUACGGGAAGGGCAACUUUGUACAAUUUUCCGCCAAAUUCACAAUCGUUGUGUCGUAUUAUUAUCACUUUAAAGAAAAUAAAUUAUUAUUUAUUAUAAAUUAUAAUGAUAAGUGCAAGAGCAAGAAAGGCUGGAAAACGUGAUCUCACUCACUGCCUUCCGUUUAGAUAUUGUAUGUUAAUAAUAUUUUAUAGACUUGCUCUAUAUAAAAGAAGCGUUUCAAUAUGGUUUUUGAAAAGUUUUAAUAUUGAUUCCCGAAUUUCAAAUAAGUUAGAAUGUUAAAAAAUUUUCAAUCCUCCAGUUAUCAGCGACGAGCUAUUACCUCUCAUGUUCAGUAACAUGUUUUAUGCUGAUUGAACUGAAUGUUAUUUGAUGAGCGCCUGCUAUCUAAACUUCUACGUGCGGUAUUCUACCGUUUGACUAUAAAUUUUUUAUUUUAUUUACCUAAAUCUCAUUUUAGAGCUACUUUCUAUUGCCAUUUAUUGCUUAUUUUUGGGGCAGCUUUCAAUCGCAGCUGGUAAUUUCUAUGGCUCAUCAAUGUUUUAAUGUUCAUGAUAGGGUUUGUUGAAUUGCAGCUUCUUCAUUAACUGAAUAUGAGUAGAUUCUCUUAGUUGAUUAUCUUAGGCUUAAUUAGAUGCGAAAAAAAUUACGAAUAACUCUGAUUGAACAAAUGAAAACAAAAAUUAAUAACUCGGCAAUAAACCACACAACGAUUCCAGUUGCAGACUUCAAAUGACGUUCUACUGUCGUGUUAAAAUCACGGACCUAAGAUGAUCUUUUUGACCAACAACUUAUUCCUGAAUUAAAAACUUGUAAAUAUUCUUGUAUUAAUUAGAACUUUUUGAAAUGAUGUAGUACAAAGUGUUUAUAAAUCAUAACACUGUUAGUACUUUUUAUAUAACGGUAAACCGAAUUUCAAUGUAGGUAUCUGUUCAAUUGAAGUAUCACAUUGAUAGCGUUAUGACUGCAUAAAAAAGCUGCCGAAUAAUGUAAUUUGUAUUCUUUAUUUUCAUUUAGAGUCAUAUCUUAUCUCAAUUGUUCUCAAAUAUGAUAGUUUCACUGUAUUCUUCAUUGCCUUAUUUGUUAUGUGACUUGUCGUUGUCAUAACUCCAAUUGUGAACCAGAGAAUAACUUCUAGUCCGUACCGAAAUUAUAUUCUAAUUGAUAAGUAUAUAUAAACCAAUUGUUAAUUCUAUCUAUGUUUUCUGAUUUUGUUCGCGUUAAUUUUCCCAUCUCAUUAUCGUUGAGCAAGUUUUACUCAUGAACUAAUAUUUAAGUUCCAUCCUCCUUCACUGUUUGGUUAAGCUCUCAUAAUGUCCUUAUUUCCUUGCGAUUCCUUCAUCAUAUUUGUGUCGUGUGCAAUUUAUUCUACUCGAAUCCUUAAGAGAUCCAAAGUUGAAGGGAAAAUUUGCAUCGCUGUUUUCCAUUUAUUCAGGAUUUUAGAUUUAUUUUUCUGUCCGUUUUCGCACGUUUUCCUGAUUAUUUCGCGACUCAUUUGAAUCAUAAACGAAAAAGAGGCGUGAUUAUAUUAUUUUAUUACUGCAUCUAAUGAGAACUGAAAUUUAAUAUUCUGUUAUGAACAACAAAUGACUACGUUAUCCUGCUAUGAAUUGAAACAUGGCGACUUAACAAAAUGGUAACAUAAAAAUUGUCUUUGUAACAAGAUGGUCAUGAGCGAAUAUGUAAUACGCGCACCAACUCUGCUACUGCAGACAAGUUCUCCCGUCACUCUGAAUGAAAUUCCUGUGUGUUGAUUGCAAUUUUGGUGUAAUUUGUACGUAAACUACCAGUGAUAAGUAUUCUCUACGGUUGCGACUUGCAUGAAUAAAUGAAGACACUCUGUGACGGAAGACCUUGUAGACAAAGAUUAUGGUACGUUGAAUCAGGUUAGCAAAAUUGCAUAACAAAUUCAGUCGGUAAUGAUUCAGUUUGUGUCUGAAAUCCGUUUCUGUUCACCAGUUGUGUUGGUGUAUUGCGGUGAAUGUGCAAUAGCUGUCCUUAUUUCAUCGUUUUCUCUUUUUCCGUUUUAUUUUAUAACUUAGUUUAAUUAAUGCAAAACAAUGUUCAAUUUAACGACUGUAAAACAUUUUUCAGUUUAAUUACCGUAAAACAUUUUUCCUGCUUAUAACUCGUCGACGCUUUCGUGUCUCGGUUGAGCCGAAAUUCUGUUGAUGUUUUCGAUGGCCUUGAACAUUCAAGCAAAUUGUUACGGUACUGAUGCUGAUUUUGAACUUGUAAAGUAAUCCUUGUUUCACGCUCUACUUAGGAUUGGCUUACAGAACCGAUGUGCAUGUUAGAACGAGUCUAUCCAUAACUGAUCAUUCAGCCGAUACAUAACUCAUAUUCAGCCUGUACUUGUCUCAUAAUUACGUCUUUGCACUAUUACAGGACUGGCUUAUAGAACUGAUUUAUGAUUCACAACAAGCCGAUACAUAACUGACAAUUCCGCCACUGUUUCCAACAGUACUACAGGAUAAGCGUACAGAACUGAUUAGUGUGUCGGAACAACCACAAAACGUUAACGCUUGCUUGUGUUAACGUGAUUCUCAAGUCAAACUACCUAUGUCAAAUGUUGAUAACGAUUUCUUCCGUGCAAGACUUCUCCUCGAAAUAGGUAGAUGAAGUUCUUGGUUUUUGAAUGGAGGAUUUUCGUUGCUUAAUGAUCGAUUUCUAACGAUACAAGUGUCACUUCAAUUCAGAGGCCUCCAUGGUGUGAUAUCAGUGCUUGCGGUAAUUUGUUUCUCUGUAAGAACAAUUUUAUUUUCAUAAUGCCCUAACUUAAAGGUUUUAUUUCGAAGCAUUGGCUACGUAGUGCUUGCUUUGUUCAAUAUUUAGCUUUCGUGUAGGCAUUUCUCUACAGAUGCUUCGUCUAACGUGCCUCUAUUGUCCUGAGAUACACUGAAUUUUCCACGUUCUCGGGACGAUUUUUAUCACCGAUUUAAUAAUCUUAUGUAGCUAAAUAUUUGAAGCGAUGGUAAACAUAUGGCCACCAAAGUAUCUAACAAGCUUGAUAAUCUUAUGAUCAAGUUGCUGGUGGCCUGAACAGUUCAUUCUCCCAGGCCGGUAUUUAAACACCUGCCAACUGGAUGUUUGACUUUCAUUUUAAUCACUAGGUCACAAGUCGGCCAAAUUUUAUAGUUCGCGGUAUCCAGGCUUAAAGGGUUUCUUUGUUGGUUUUAGUGAUGAGGAGAGCAAGCCUCACUACCAGGAGCUUUAUUAUUAAAACUCGCCUUGGUAUUCGAAGCGUCUGGCUACUCGUCUGAUUGGUGGGAUCAGCUUUGAGCAGUGAUAGGUUGAGGGAGUUAUGAACAUUUAACUACUCUUAAUAAUAAGGUCACUUUACUUUCAACCAAAAUUGUACCUGGACAUUACUACAUUUUCCUCUCAACGGCGCAUUUUUUUCAUCUUACGGAUUAGAAACCUGCAGAAAGGUAAUGUUGUAGCGUGUAAUGUGGCUGAACGCAAAUUUGACUAGUUAUAGCACAACCAUUUUUUUGGAACAUUAUGCCGUAUGUAAUGUACCACAGAUGCCGUGCACCUUUCGUUCCCUUCACAUGCCGGACAUCUGAAUAAAGCGCAGGGAAUUGCAAAUUUAUUUUUUAUAAAUGAAGUGAACAAAAUUUGUGUGCAGAAGUUGAGAAGGGAUUGGGUGACGAUAAAGCGAUAAAAGACAUGACUUGAUCACAAAGCUGGGGAAUAUAAUGUAGGGGGCCGUUAAUUUGUUCUCUAUAAACCUAGGACAUGGAGGGUUGACCAAAGACAAGUUAAACUGACGUUAUAGGAACGCUGCGGCACCUAAGCAGGAUUAAGUGUGCGUCAAGCUUAUCUGUACAAGGACCCUCAAGUCCACGCCAAGAGUCGUUGUUCUAUUGACCGUCACGCAAGCACGGUCUGCAGCUAAUUCUGCAGACGUAGACGACGGCCAUGGCCGGUAUUGACAGCCACUCGAAAGUUCGGGUCAUUUAUACAUUCAUACGACGACUCGUAUUAGUUACUGUCAAUAUCCUUACUAGCGCUGAUGAUCGGGACCGUACCAAUUAUAUUAUUGAUGGGCGGUGUUCGAUACCCGAAUAUCAAUUUCAGCUUAAAGAUCGCUGAACGUCUCUUUGUCCCUUGAGUGGUUUCACGGCAAAGUGGCGGCCCCAGUGUUUAUAUUGACCUUAACUAAUAAGACGAAAUUGAGAUUGCUACUUUUAUAUAGACUUUUGACGUUCGUGCAACAGGUUUGUCGUAUGAAUGUAUAAAUGACCCGAACUUUCGAGUGGCUGUCAAUACCGGCCAUGGCCGUCGUCUACGUCUGCAGAAUUAGCUGCAGACCGUGCUUGCGUGACGGUCAAUAGAACAACGACUCUUGACGUGGACUUAAGGGUCCUUGUACAGAUAAGCUUGACGCACACUUAAUCCUGCUUAGGUCCCGCCACGCUCCUACAGCGUCAGUUUAACUUGCCUUUGGUCAGCCCUCCAUGUCCUAGGUUUAAUUAAAAUAAACUAACUGCUCCUACGUUAUUCUGCCCCUGCAGCUUUCUGGUAAAGCCAUAUCUUGUCUUUCAUUGCUUCAACGUCGCCCAGUCCCGUCUCGACGUCUGCAUAAGUUUCAUGUUCGAUUUUUCUAUACAAAACAAAAUCUUUUCAGUCUGACGACUGUUUGAAUUAUUCAAAUACUAAAGUGCAGAAUUAUCUUUCAGUUUCAACUAUAUAUGCUGGAGCAAGUAUGUUUGUUACGCUUUGUUAUAGCUGGCACUGGGAUAACAAAAAGCAGGUUAUCGAAUGAUUUUAAUAUAAUGCGUUGAUACGUAUAGUAAUUUUCAAUUAAUUAAAGGUGUAACAACACUUCAAUUUGUAGUACAUUGCAAUGGGUACAUUGGUACAGAUUGAAACAAACCUAAAAAUUACUUGGAAACUAAUUUCAACGUCCUGAUGAAUUCGGUGGUUUUUAGAUUGAUAGCUGGCGACUCAUUCUUGCUAAUGAGAGCUUCAGUUAUCGCCAGUCUUGACGAUGCUGGUGCAGGCCUCCAAUGUGUCGGGACUGAGUGUCUCGCUAUGGGACUCCCUUAUGCGAUUCUUUGGCUCUCCACUUCUUUAUUUAUAACAAAGUAUAUUUGUUUGACUGCAACGACUUGCCCGCUCACACGCCGCUACAAUAUGGAUGGCGAAAGAACCGCAUUAAAGACGCUUACAGCGAGACCGUCACUCCGCGACAUUGGAGGCCUGCACCAGCAUCAUCAUGCAGUGCCCCGACGCUUCAAGACUGGCGAUAACUAAAUGCCUCAAAAGCAAGGAAUUGCCAGCUAUCAACCACAAGCCACCGAAUUCUUCAGGACGUUUAAAUUAGUUUCCGAGUAAUUUUGAGUUUCAUGUUUCCAUCUGUAACCAAUGUACUAAUUGUUUUUACUCAAUACGCUUCAAAUUUAAGUGUUCUAUUAAGUUUCAAGUGUAUUUGUUUUAAGUGUUCUAUUAAAAUGUCAUUCGAUAAUCUGCUUUUUGUUCUCCCAAUGACAGCUAAACUUUUGUUCGACAAAAUGCACAAUAAUUUAUUCAAUGACACAUGCACAAAUGAAUAACUCCUAUCUAACUAUACAAAUUAUUGUGCAUGAUUGUAGCUUCAACAUUUCUUAUUGGCGCAACCCUAUGACCAGUUUGUUAAUCUGUAUACGCUGUGUAAAGGUUUCUUGUUGAGCUUUUGUUUUAUACUUAGUAUCUCAGUAAGUGCAUUCCAUGAAAAAGCAUUCCCCGGCUGCAAAAGUACACGUGUCAAUUUUUA